UUUUGUUUGUGGCCGUUAUUUUUUAUUAUUUUUUUUUCGUCCGAUACCCACGCAAAUCUCUUCACACACCUGUUUCAAUAUCAUCAAACACACGUCUAUUGGAUAUCUGCAGACUUCGGCAAAAAUAAAAAAAGGUUUCGCGGGAGCUAUGUUGGAAACCGUAGCAGAGAAGAAAAUCCCGCCGCCGCUGCCACCCAAGACCCGCCGCGGCUGUCUGAAAAACGGCGGCGUCGAAGGCAACUGUGGCGGCGGCGCGACCAUUCUGCAGUCCAACGGUCACGUGGUGAAAAUCCGAAUAGAUCCGAUGAUGGUCGACGGAGGCGGCGGUGGUGGUGGCGGCGGGGCCGGUGACCGCGCCGAACGGGACGACGGGCCGCGCCGUGAGCACGCGGUGGGCCGCCGGUCCAGUACGGUCAAGAUAAACAUCACUUGCGUGGACCCGUUCAUGUUCCGUCGGCACUACACCGACGUGGACGAUGACGACGACGAGGACGACGAGGACAGGCGCUCGUCGUCGGGACACCGGUCGCCGCUGGACAGCGGCACGGGCAGCGACCUGGACACGGGUAGCCGCCGGGACGAGAGCGACGACGGGACGUGCAGUUGCGAUUCGCUGACUAGCAGCACGGCGGAUCCCGAGACGGCUGUGAUGGCCGUCGAUCUGGCGCCGGGACGGGCGGUCGUGGCCGCCGACGCCGAUGCCGUCGAGCCGGUCACGUCCGAUCCGGUGGCCGUCGAACCGCUGGCGCCGGCGCUGCAGGCCUGUACGGCGGCCGGGGUCGUGGCCAUGGCCACUGUCGCGACGGUCGUCGAAGAGCUGCCGAAACGUUCGACGCCGCAGGCUGUGCACGUCCAACAGCGGUGCUACAACGACACGUCCGUGGCCGCGGUGGUCGCAACCGACCGCGUCAUUGACAUGGACAACACGGACCAGUAUUACAGCUUUCACAUGAACGAGAACGUGUUCGACGAAGUGGACGCAGCAGCUGUGGCCGCCGCCGCCUCGCCGUCGGACGACACGUUCGCGGGGUGCAAGACGGUGGCCACCUCGGACACGAUACGCAGCGCCAAGGGUACCAUCAGGGGCGUCAAGAACCGCGUCAGGGCCGGAAUAGCGACGUUCUUGCAGCCCAAGACCAACAAGACGUGGCAGGAAAAAGAGGCCGGAAAAGUGGUGUUGUACACGACUACCAUGGGAAUAGUCAGGGACACGUACCAGCGGUGCCUCCAGGUCAGGCAAAUACUGAGGACUCAUCUGGUCAAGUACGUGGAAAGAGACGUCUUCAUGAGCCGGGAAGUGCAGAAGGAAAUCCGAGAACGUCUCGGCGGCGACGACAUUUCAGUGCCGCAGCUGUUCGUCGAAGGGAACCUCAUCGGAGAUGCAGAAGCCGUAGAAAGACUGAACGAAUCUGGGGAACUCCGAUCGAUUUUAAAACCAUUUAAGAGUCCGGACGCGUGUACGACGUGCCAAGUUUGCGGAGGCUACAGGCUGCUGCCCUGUCCGAUGUGCAACGGAAGCAAGAAAUCCGUGCACAGGAAUCACUUCACCACCGAAAUGAUCGCCCUCAAGUGUAUGAACUGCGACGAAGUUGGAUUAGUACAAUGUUACGCCUGUUGAACGACGACGACAACGCAUAAUUAUAUUAUAUAGUGUUAUUAUUAUUAUUUUGUUUAAUUGAUGACGCAAUGUGUAUCGUUAUUAUAUAUUAUUACCGUUUAUGAUUUAUAUCGAAGGCUUACAUAUAGUGUAAGUACCUAUAAUAUCAUAAUCGUUGUUGCAGUAGUAUCAAUUUACUAUAAUAUAAUAAGUGAGUUGUAUGUAUGUAUAAUACGGUAAAUAUGUAUAGGUACCUAUAUAAUAUAAUAGUAUAAUAUAUUAUUAUGCUAUUAAUUGCUAUAUUGCUAUCUGUUGAUCUGUUAGUUACACCACCGUUAGUAUUAUUUUUUUAGGAUUUUCAUUAUUUUUUUCUUAAAUAGAUUUUCAGAUGGCCACCACAAAUAACAGCGCACUUACCAAAUCUGUUUUAAUUUUUUUCGAUUACGAUUCAAGUAUCCAACACACAUACAUAUUAUUAUAGACAGCGUGUACCGACGAAACAUUAUAGGAACAUUAUAAUAUAAUAAUAUUUAAUCACAAUAUCAUACUAUAUAGUAUAUAGUAUAACUAUUUAGGGACCCAUUUUUUGCAGCGAACCUACUUACAGUAUAAUAUAAUAUGUAGGUACCUACCCACAGACUAUAGCUGUUAUUUAUGUUUAAGGCGUAAAUUCGUGAUACCCAUCUGUACGUAUCUAAUAAUUAAGCUGAUAAUUCUUAAAUGUAUAGUUUAUAAUAAUAUAUUAUCGGUACUUCUUUAAAAUCAAGUCGUGUAAGUGGUUUCUAUACAAUACUAUAUAUUAUUAUGUAUUUGUAAGUAUAUGAUAUUAUACCAAAUCGGCAUUUUUCUAAGACUUUAUUUUAUGUACCUACCGAGUACACACUGUAUAGCAGUAAUAUAAUAGGUGUUACGUAUACGUGUUAUGCGGGGAUAAUAUAUGCUAGAACAAAAUUGGAUACUCUAUAAAUGCACAACAUAUAAUUAUAUUUAUUAUUUACUGAUUAUUAUAAAUAAUAAUUUAGAACAUGAUACUUAUUUUCGUACUCAUCAUAAGUACCUAAUAUUCGCUAUUAAAUCUGAUUUUAACAGAUGGUAUGUAUUUAAAAGUGUGUCCAAUUUUGUUUGAAAAUUCAAUGUUAUUCAAUUACAAGAUUUUCAUUUAAUUUCCUUACUGCAAUAUACAAGUGUUAUGAAUUUCACUAUAAUUGUUUGGGAAAACAUGUUUAUUAUUUUAUUUAUUAAGUUUUAAAUUUAUAUUAUACACUAUGUUGUUUUUACACUAAAUACCAAAAUGCUCAAUAUUGUACUUUAUUUGUAUCGAAUAUAUUAUUAUUAUAAUAAAUGUCCUAUGUAUAAGUAGAAUUCUAAACAGUUAUUAUAUUAUUUAUUUAUGUAUAACUGAGGUAGAUUAAAUUGCAUCAAUUUUGUAUCAAUAGUUGAUUUCUUUUUUUUAUUUCAAAACUAUAAUUUUUCUUCUAUUAUUUCUCAUGUUUAUCUUUUAAUAAAAGCAGCAAGUGAUUAAUAAAUAAUUUAAUUGCAAAUUGAAAACUAUGUGAAUAUUUUUCGAUAAUAACAAUUUUGUUUUUACGUAUAUAAUCAAUGGUAUAAUAUUUUAAUAAUCAAAUAAUGAUUACACGGCGUAACGGAUAGGCUAUUUGCGUACAAUACUGUCUUAUCGCGGUAUUUAAUAAGUACAAUAAUAACAAGCCGAUACAAUUUUUAGUAAUAAAUUGAGAUGAAAAUAUGAAAUAAUUGGCUAUAGUUUUUGUUUUAAUGGAAAAAUCGUAAUUUUUAAAAUAAAUAUUUUUGUUUUUAAAAUUUA
Messenger RNA from Metopolophium dirhodum (rose-grain aphid), 3419 nucleotides. Its product is annotated as glutaredoxin domain-containing cysteine-rich protein CG12206-like. The transcript is spliced from 5 exons. Gene Ontology annotation, biological process: sensory perception of sound. Lineage: Eukaryota; Metazoa; Arthropoda; Insecta; Hemiptera; Aphididae. The coding region runs from base 149 to 1618 and encodes 489 amino acids. The record is from RefSeq and is a predicted model, not a curated record.